Molecule: messenger RNA, 4305 nt
Organism: Musca domestica (house fly)
Lineage: Eukaryota; Metazoa; Arthropoda; Insecta; Diptera; Muscidae
Product: rap1 GTPase-activating protein 1-like
Exons: 5
Biological process (GO): activation of GTPase activity; regulation of small GTPase mediated signal transduction
Cellular component (GO): cytoplasm
Molecular function (GO): GTPase activator activity
Source: RefSeq, a predicted model, not a curated record
AUCAGUAAUAAUUCUUUUCUCUUGCUGUUCAUAUCAGCUCAGAAAGAGGGCGAAAGAAACGCAGCCGUUGCAAUUUUACUUCUUUGAACUGUGACAUUAUUUGUGAAUCGGUAUUUUAUGUACACUUCGUUAUGACUUCGUACAACACGCUGUCACAUUCCGAUUACGAUCAGCCAAAUUCGGAGAACGUUACUACAAAGAGCGGUACGUUUCAUCGCAUGAUCAAAUAUUGGCGUAACUCGCCAAGGACGGUGGGUGGUCUGAAGAAAAGUUCCAGCUUCAUCGAAUACCGGAAGCAUCAAUCGAAUAUGGUUUAUCAUCGUCUCGAGAGUUACGACGAGUCGAAAUUGGCCAAGUUAAGACGUCAACAUGCCUUCGCGGCGAAUGGUGUGCAGAAGACCAAUGGCGGUGGCAGUUUGACCCACAGCCCGGAUCGAUUUCGAGGCGCUACUCAAGAUCUCUUUGAGUUGUUGGAAAGAGUACAAUGUUCGCGGUUAGAAGACCAAAGAUGUGAGCUUCCAGCCUACUUUUCCCAGACACAUCACCGCGCCUCCAAUGACGAUCGUGUGCCCCAUCUUCAUACGUCUCAUGAAAUCAGUGGCAACAACGUGGCAAUGCAUUCAUCACAGGGCACCCAUCAUAGCCUGCAACAUUCGAGUUCACGCACAACCAUGAGACAUUCCAUUUCGGCCACGUCAAGCAGCACUCCGGCCUCACCACAAUUGAGUGGGAUUAUAACGGCGUCUGGAGGGCAGCUGCUUUCUAAUGGCCAUCACUACCAGUCACAGUCGUCGUCACAAUCAUCGAUAAUCUCCACCAUUCCGGCAUCUCAGAGAUUGCUCGAAGAGGUUCUUUCUAAGGGCUCCCCAUUCCCUAUGAUUGUGUUGCCACCUAGUGGUUAUUGGGUGGAUGGUACGGAGCACGAGUGCACAUAUGACGCUCGCGGUCAACCAAUGUUGCCGCAAACCACAUGGAUGGCUAAAUUCGAAACAGACGAUACAGCUAAAUGCUAUAGACGCUUUUAUGCCGGACGGGAACACUCGAACCUGGUCGGCCACGACGAGAUUUUAGGACCAGUGCUUAUUUCGAUCAAAAGUGAAAACGUUGCUAAUCAGGAGCACAUUCGAAUACUUUUGCGUCUAAAGACGGGCACCAUGCAUGAACUGAUCCCCGUUUCAUGCAUGGGUCCCAAUCCCAGCCCGAAUAAAAUGGUUCGUCUAUUGAAUGACCAAAUAAACGUCGACUGUUUUAUGCCUGUACUGUGUCCUAAGGCAUCACAGUUGAUUGGUGUCUAUGAUGAACAUGUGUUAGUCUCUAAUUUUAAAUUCGGCGUUCUAUACCAAAGAUAUGGCCAGACGACUGAGGAGGAACUUUUCUGCAACAACAAAUCCUCAUCUGCAUUUGAGGAGUUUCUCGAUGUGCUGGGUCAACGUAUCCGCCUGAAGGAUCACAAGGGCUAUCGCGGUGGUCUGGAUAUACAAAAUGGGCACACAGGCGACACUGCCAUCUACGAAGUAUUUAAAGAGCGUGAAGUCAUAUUUCAUGUAUCUACCAUGCUGCCGCAUACAGAGGGUGACCCACAGCAGUUGCAACGCAAACGCCACAUUGGAAACGACAUUGUUGCAAUUGUAUUUCAAGAAUCGAAUACACCCUUCUCCCCAGAUAUGAUAGCCAGCCAUUUUUUGCAUGCCUUCAUUGUAAUCCAACCCCUGGAGCCGAAUACAGCAAAUACGCGUUACAAAGUAAGCGUGACGGCACGUGACGAUGUACCCUUCUUCGGUCCGACUUUACCCAAUCCCGCCGUGUUCCGCAAGGGCCAGGAAUUCAAAGAGUUCAUCUUAACCAAACUAAUAAAUGCCGAAAAUGCUUGCUACAAGGCGGAAAAAUUUGCCAAACUUGAGCUGCGGACUCGAACGUCUCUUUUGCAAAAUCUUGUUGAUGAGCUGAAGGAAAAGACCAGAGAAUUUUUGGGUGCAGAUCUCAGCGGCACAGCUGCUGUAAGUCCUACGCCAGAAACGCCAAAGUCCGACAACACUACGACGGGAUCUCGUUUAUUUGAUACGGUCAAAAAAGCAUUGAUAUCUCGCGUUCGAUCACAAAGCGUCGAUACCAGCAACAUUGCUAAUGUGGAAAAAUUCUGCGUGUCCACAAAAAUGAAUUCAUCUGCAACCAGCACUCACUCGAAGAAGGAAACGAGUUUGACGGAAACGCCUAAUUAAAUGUAAGCAUGUAGUCGCACAACAUUGAAAUCUUCUUCAAAAUCCAAGUCGUCAAAUGAGUCUACAUCCUCAUCGCCAGACAUAACGUCCAGAGCUCCGCUCAACCAUACGAAUAGCUGUAGUGGCAACAAUAACAACGGAAUGAAUGGGACAAAAGAAGUACAGAAUAGCAAUACUGCAUCAUCAAGUGCUCCGAACAACGGGGCUAUUGCCAAUGCUGCAUCUGGGGGAACAACGGCUACAAUGUCGGAGACAAGUGAUGACUCCAGCCUUAACAGUGUUGAUCUUGACCCCAUGAUGAUCCACCUUGAUGGGGGAGCAGCUUACAUUGACAGCGACACCGGCCUCGAAUCCAUGUCCUCUGCGGAGGCAACUACUAAGGCCUGUUCCCUGUGCCUUGACGGCUCUCAAACUAUUAUGGGUUCAUCGCCUAGCAAUGAAACAAUAGUUCUGAUUGAAAACCUGAGACAAGAAGUUACACGCCUAAAGUGUGACAAAUUAGAUUUGUUGAGACAAAACGUGACCUGCCAGCGCGAUAUCAAGCGUCUAAGGGAGCGCGAACUUUCUCUGCAGGGAGAUCUUGCUGCUGCGGGCAAAGAAAUUCUUCGCUUAAGAGAUCUACUCAAGGAAUAUAUGCCGGAAAUGGCAGCGUCUCCACUCUCAAUUUCGCCGAUCUAAUAGUAAAUAAACACACAACGAACUGUUUUACAGUAGCAAUUAUGAAUUACGCUGAAACGAAGUUUGCAAAGCAAAUAACUAUUAGAAAAUCAAUAACCAAUUGUGCCGUGUUAAACACUUGCUAAACCCGUUAACCAAACACAAGGAAAUGCUAAGCAGCACAACGACGCCUCAUACAAACCUGUGAUUCUUUCUCGAAGAAGAAUCAACAUCUCCAUUCGGAUAGUGAAUUAGUUUUGCCGCUAUUCUGCUCCGGAGCCUGUCAUUAGCAGAGCAAUGCAUUAUCAAAUGUUUUUUGUUUAUCGGUUGAUAUGGCCAAAAUAAGAGGACAGCGACUACACUUUUAAUUUAACAAUUCGUUUAAUUAGAUCUUUUUUUUUUUUUUUGUUAAAACAAUGCAUACAUUAACACAAAUAUUUACACCAAAAAGUAAAAUUAAGUAUACUGUAGAUAUAAAGCCAGAGUGGAUAUGGAAAGCUGCUUAAUAUAAUUUUAUUCCAAAUAUGAACCUAAUCUCAAAGCGUGAGCCCAAAACCGGCUAACAGUAGUGAUCGAUUGGAAGCUUACAUAUGAUCGCAAUACUAAUCUAAAUUCGAUGUAUUUGCAGAUUAUAAAAACAUUAAAUAUUACAAGAUAUAAAAAUGAGCUUGUGUCAAGUAUAGUUAGUAGUAGAAGAUGAAUAGAAAAUAAAAAUAUGAUAAUUGUAUUCAGUAUUUAUUAAAAACAAAGAAACGUGGCGACACAAAUUCAUUCGCCAAGCUUUUGUAUGUUUUUCCAGGAGUGUCGAAAUUAUCUAAACACAACAUCAUACCAAAUAAACAAUAUACUCUUAGUAUAGCCCUAGGAUGUAUGUUUCCACAGUCGCGCAUCAUCCACUUGGUGGCAAGCACAGCCAGGAUGACCAAACAAAUCACAAUUUUACUUACUAGCCCUCAACAUUUGAUAGCAGUACGGCGCUUUGCAUCUUCAAAGAGCUAUUAAAUAUCCAAUCCCAAUUAUCCCAUGUACAUAUAUAAGUAUUCCCUAUUUUUAUAUUAAACAGAAAUGUCUUAGUAAUUUUAUAAUUAUUUAUAUAUACACGUGUAUCCAAUUUGUUUUUCUAUUGCAGUAUUUACAUAACGAUUAUAUGUAAAUGUUCAAAUACGAAAUGGUUAAAUCCCCAAUUACUUAGUCUUAAUAACAUUGUUAAACAAAAAUAAUGAAAUAAAAAGUUGAACACCAAAUUUGAUUGUAUUACCUUUUACACAUAUUUAGACUCGAAGUGCGGAAAAACUGCCAAUGUAUAAUUUUGCAUUCGUCAAAAACCUGAUACAUACAUAUAUGAAUCAUAGAAGCCACAAACAAACGAAAAAAAAAAUAAUUUUGUUACCAUAUUGAAUUUAUUAAUAAAGCAAACUAGAAACACAAA